Xiphophorus couchianus (Monterrey platyfish) is the source of this 2132-nucleotide messenger RNA. It is a transcript of the gene uncx, whose product is annotated as UNC homeobox. Gene Ontology annotation, biological process: regulation of DNA-templated transcription. Gene Ontology annotation, molecular function: sequence-specific double-stranded DNA binding; DNA-binding transcription factor activity, RNA polymerase II-specific. The transcript is spliced from 3 exons. The record is from RefSeq and is a predicted model, not a curated record. The coding region runs from base 501 to 1895 and encodes 464 amino acids. NCBI's taxonomy places the organism in Eukaryota, Metazoa, Chordata, Actinopteri, Cyprinodontiformes, Poeciliidae.
AAAUGAGGACAACAUUUCAAAUGAUAUGUUUUGCCUACAACAUAUCAACACUCUACGCAUUCAAGCUAUUAUUUGUUUGGAGCAAAGAAAAAGUCUGGGAGCUGCUGGCCUCAUCUCUCCGCCUGCAGCCUUUUCUUCCCGGGAUCCGCUGAGCCCUUCCUCCCGGUGGGUCCCCCGUGCAGUUGCGAUGUAGUUCUUAUCAAAGCCCUCCUGUCUUGUUGUGACAGCUCUGAUAUUGUUUAUUGAGGUGGAUGUCAGCUUUAAUUAGCAAUCGAUACGGGGAGCGUUUGCAGAGUGCGUCUCUGACGUCAGCACCCAUUACCGCCUCUCAUUGGAUCUCAUAUUCCCCGAGCCUGGGCUAAUUAUUGGGAGGUUCAUGUGGAUAAAGUACAGCUCAUCCCUCCCUUCACAUCAUGUCCCCCGCUCGUUGGCCACACUCGCUGCAUGCUUUUUAAAUUCCCGUCGCCGGGCUCCAGACGUCGCUUCCUUUUGCCUGCGGGAUGAUGGACAGCAGGAUACUGGAUCCACCUCACGCCCAGUUCGGAGGCUCUCUCGGCGGGAUGGUUGGCUUCCCGUACCAUCUGAGCCACCAUCACGUUUACGAAUUAGCAGGGCAUCAACUUCAAUCUGCGUCCGCGGUUCCCUUCUCGAUAGACGGAUUACUUAAUGGCUCCUGCACGGCGUCGGUGGGUAAUUCCAACCCCCUCUUGUCUUCGGGCUGCGGGAUGAAUGGAGAUAAUCAGCAGUACAAACUGUCAGACUCGGUGGACCCAGACAAAGAUAGCCCUGGCUGCAAGAGAAGAAGAACUCGCACAAAUUUCACAGGCUGGCAGCUGGAGGAAUUAGAAAAGGCUUUUAAUGAGAGUCACUAUCCGGACGUGUUCAUGAGGGAGGCACUGGCUCUCCGACUGGACUUGAUAGAAUCAAGAGUUCAGGUCUGGUUUCAAAAUCGCAGAGCCAAAUGGAGGAAAAAGGAGAACACAAAGAAAGGCCCGGGUCGACCUGCUCACAACGCCCACCCCACCACCUGCAGCGGGGAGCCCAUGGACCCAGAGGAGAUCGCCCGGAGAGAGCUGGACAGGCUGGAGAAGAAGAAGCGGAAGCAGGAGCGCCGGCUGCUCAAGUCCCAGAACAAGCUCGCUUCUGGGGAUCUAUUUCACACCCCGGGGUCGGACAGCGACAGCGGGGUGUCGCACGUCACCGACAGUGACCACAACACGUGCCCACCCUUUGACUCAGUGGGGGGGAACCAGUCGAUGUGCGACCUCCAGAGCCAAAACGAGAACCAAAGACACCUAGACCGGGAUGCUGGCGGAUCCGAGCUGGACUCGCCCGACCCCAGCCACCGGCCGAGCCUGUGCUCCAGCAACACCAACAGAGCCUCAAGUCUGCAGAAACUCAACCCGUUUAGCGUCGAGAGCCUCCUUUCGGACUCCAGACCCAGACGCAACCCCGCGGCCUUACCCUCCUCGCGGCCUUUAAUAGGGAAGGGACACUUCCUGCUCUAUCCUAUCACGCAGCCGCUUGGAUUCAUUGUCCCUCAGACUGCCCUGAAGACGUCAUCAGCAGCGGCAAGCUGUGACGGAGACGCCCCGGCGAUCAGAGACCAGUCCGGUGUCCGCUGCAGCGCCUCCUCCAACUCCCCGGGAUGUAGGAGCAGCUCACCGGACGCACAAAAGCUCGGACAGGUGGGACAGGAGGAGAAAUCGAGCCCGUCCAGGGCCGCGUUAGCCACUGGACAACCGAGCUCGGCUAUUUGCAGCGAGUCGACUUUUGAACUCAUGACGCCUGUCGACACGGACAAAAAGGAGCACUUGGAGCACACAGUCAACCCCGAACCUCUGAGUGACUGUCCCACACAAUUAAACUCCACAGAAGAUGUCGAUAUGGAAUAAAUCAGAGGGAGGUUAUUUUUUAUUUUUUAUUUUUAGAAAGAAAAUGCAAAAAUAGCCUCUAAACGACACCUUUAAUUAGGCCAAAGCUUAACUACAUCUUUGCAUUUAACCUCCAUAGGUUUUGCCCCAACUCUGCUGAUUUUUUUAACAAUGUCCCUCUCCUUAUUUUUCCUCCUGCGAGUGUGUGAGAGUAUUUAAUGUGUGAUAACAUGUCAAAAACAAAAAAAAACAAACAAA